GCUGGUUUCUCUGGCCUCCCAGAGACGCUCCACCAGCUCGUGGCAGUGGUGUUGGCCACACAACCCUUGGGUGCUGUUUGAUUAUGCCGGAUGUCACUAAGAGAAGUGGUCGCUAUAAAAUUCUGUCUCAUCUUCAUGUCAGACAGGGGCUCCAUGGCUCCGGAUGAGAGACGGGCAGCGAUGGCCAACUCCACGAGCGAUCCAGAGACCAACGAAGACCUGGAAGAUCUGACAGAAGGCCUGAAGGAACUCUGCGAGAGCCCCAGAGAGGAGAAGAGUGAGAAGGCUCCGCUGCAUUCACGCCUAGAACGGCAGCACCAGCUUAUCUGUAGACUGAAGAAAAAAACAGACCGUGUGCGCAAACGCUGCCGAGACCUGGAGCAGCUCAACGUGGACCUGGAGAAACUGAGAACAGAAGAUGCUCUGAAAGAGAAAACCCAGACCCAACCGAUGCAGCAGUUGGAGGAACGCUUCAUGGAUCUGGCCAACGACCAUGGAAAACAGAUCCAGUCCAAGAAGGAACUCAGGAAAUGGCAUAUGCAGCUGUUGGAGGAGAAUAAGCGCCUGCAGCAGGAGAACAAAGUGCUCUUCAGCCAGACUGUGUGGGACAAGGAAGCUGAAGUGCUCCAGCUCCGUGCCCGGGCCAGAAAGCUCUCGCAGCAGUUAGAGUCCCUACAGGAGAAAUGUGCUUCCAUGAGCUGCAGAGCACAGGAGCGAGAAAAGGAGCUGCUGGAAGCUCAGAGCCAGCAAGCGAGUGCCUACGCCUGGGAAGUCAAAUCACUAAAAAACCAGCUGCAACACCUGCAGGAGAAGCACCAACACACUGUCGCACAGCGAGAGCACGCAGCGAGUCGGCGGCGGGCUGAGGACAGCGAGCUGCAGGCCAAGCUGGAGAGAGUGAACGAGGAGAAAGAGCGACUACUGGACCUGGCCAUGAAGCAGGGCAAAGCUCUGCAAGGUGUGCAACGGGAAAUGGAGCAGCUGGGGAAGAAGCUGGAGAUGGCCAAGACCAGGCAGAGAGCAGGAAAGCAUCUCGCGAAAGAGGCAGCAGCGGUGGAGAAUGAUCUGAAGGUCCAAGAGCUCCAACGACAGCUCCAAAGCAGCCAGCAGGUAUACGACAAACUCUAGCUGCAGUUCCAUGCGUACAGAAAGCACAGUACGGAGUCUAAAGAAAAAGAGCUGAAUGUCAAACUGCGUCAUUUGAGUAUGUAACUGCAGCUUUCUCCUCCGUUCUUGUCUUGGCACGUGCCUUUACCGUAACACACCACUGCGUUCUGUUCCUUUCCGUGAGACCAUCUUCUGACUUCCCUGUAAUGUACUCGCCACCUUAAAUCCUCCUCAAAGGACUGUUCUCUGGCCUUGUCUUUU
Messenger RNA from Chroicocephalus ridibundus (black-headed gull), 1368 nucleotides. RefSeq names its product coiled-coil domain-containing protein 89-like. Lineage: Eukaryota; Metazoa; Chordata; Aves; Charadriiformes; Laridae. The record is from RefSeq and is a predicted model, not a curated record.